UAUCAGUACUCAUUUUCUGGGUCUGUUUCCAAAAGGAAAUGAAUAUUAUCACAUCCUUUGUAGGUAUUCCCCUUGCCUCCUCCCUUCCCCUCCACCCCCAGUUUAUGGCUUUUAAAGAUUAAUCAGUCAUUUGCAAUGGAAGGAAGUAUGACCUUUCUUUGAACAAGAUUUUCUUCUGCAUUUUGAACUUUCAUUUACAGCCUCCAUAGGAAAACUACGAACAUUUAAAAGCCCUCUGAGAUGCAAACAAAAAUUCCACCUGCCCCCACAUCUUGAUCUUUUUUAUUUCCUGAGCAGUAAGCUCUUUCUUCAAAUUGUAUCAGCAGCUUCAAAGUGUUAAAACCUGAAACUUGGCUCUCUUGUUUGAUAUGGCUGAUUGUGAAUUCCAUUAUGUUCACAUGUUAGCCCAGGACUACUUGAAGCAUGUUCAACAGAUGCCACAACUGGAAUCAUGUCUACAUAGGACAUCUCAAAUACUUCAAAAAGUUGCUUUCUCUGUCCAAGAAGAAGUUGAAAAGGAUAUGGAAACAUUCUUGAACACUUUGGACAUUACUUCUGUAGAUUGUGCCAGAAGAAUUUUCAACAGUGUUAUGGAAAAGGAAUUUGAGGAUGGCAUCAUCAACUGGGGACGGAUUGUCACCAUAUUUGCUUUUGGGGGAAUUCUCAUUAAGAAACUUCUGAGACACAGAGCUCCACUGACUAUGGGCACUCAUGAAGAAAUUUCUCAUUUUAUCGCUGAGUUCAUAAUGAACAACAUAGCAGAGUGGAUAAGACAAAAUGGAGGAUGGGAAAAUGGCUUCAUAAAGAACUUUGAACCCAAUAUGGGAUGGCCAAACUUCACAGAUAUUUCAACAAAGAUCUGGAAUGUAUUUUCCUUUCUGAAGUAAUCCUUUUCAACUGAAAAGUAUCAACUUGUAUUGUGACACCUGACUACUCUUAAACACCGGCUAACACAAGAACUCUGAUCAAGAUUUGCUUCUUAUGGACAUGACCAGUCCCUUGCAGAAUCUAUGACAAUUUAAAAAAUCAGCAUUUUUAUUAACAAACUGAGUGUAUGUCUAUAAAUUUGGAUUCAAUCUAUUUUGCUUGGAGUAGUAGCUUUAAGUUCUGAGUUAAUAGAGCAGCAUAGCAAGAUACAAGUUCUAAGUCUUAUCACUUCAUAAAUAUGUUCAUUUGACAGAAACACACCAAACCUCAAAUAUAAUUAUCAAUAAAUGUAUACUGAUAUGCCCUUUCUAUAUACUGUUGUACUAGUUCCGAUCUUUCUUGAAAAUAGAGCUGGUUAUGUUAUUUAAAUAUCUUCAAUGUCUCUUAAGGAUUUCCAAAUAAAGUUCAACUCUUCUCCACAGAAUUUGAUACCCUA
Messenger RNA from Antechinus flavipes (yellow-footed antechinus), 1363 nucleotides. It is a transcript of the gene BCL2A1, whose product is annotated as BCL2 related protein A1. Gene Ontology annotation, cellular component: mitochondrial outer membrane. Bases 369 to 887 code for a protein of 172 amino acids. Lineage: Eukaryota; Metazoa; Chordata; Mammalia; Dasyuromorphia; Dasyuridae. Gene Ontology annotation, molecular function: protein heterodimerization activity; channel activity; protein homodimerization activity. Gene Ontology annotation, biological process: mitochondrial fusion; intrinsic apoptotic signaling pathway in response to DNA damage; positive regulation of apoptotic process. The transcript has 2 exons. The record is from RefSeq and is a predicted model, not a curated record.